AUGUUCCUGACGCUGCUCUGCGUCGCCCUGCUGGAGCAGCUGGUUAUUUACCAGGUCGGCGUCAUCCCCAGCCAGUACUACGAGGUCCUAGGGAACAAGGACUUCUCCGGGUUCAAAACACUGACUGCCGUUGCCCUGACUCUGAUCGUAGUGAACUCCACGCUAAAAAGCUUUGACCAGUUUAUCUGCAACAUGAUGUACGUGAGCUGGAGGAAAUCCCUCACCGAAUACCUCCACAGCUGCUACUUCCAGGGCCAGAUCUACUACAGCCUGCAUGUGCUGCGUGAGGACAUUGAUAACCCGGACCAGCGCAUCAGCCAGGAUGUGGAGAGGUUCUGCAGGCAGCUCAGCUCCAUGGCCAGCAAGCUCAUCAUCUCGCCCUUCACGCUGGCCUACUACACGUACCAGUGCUUCCACAGUACAGGCUGGCUAGGCCCGGUGAGCAUCUUUGGGUAUUUCGUCAUUGGGACGAUCGUCAACAAGGUAUUGAUGAGCCCAAUUGUGUCUAAACUUGUGCAGCAGGAAAAACUGGAGGGUGAUUUCAGGUUCAAGCACAUGCAGAUUCGUGUCAAUGCGGAACCAGCUGCUUUCUACAGGGCCGGGCGAGUGGAGCACAUGCGCACGGACCGGAGGCUGCAGAGCCUGCUGCAGACCCAGAGGGAGCUGAUAGGCAAGGAGCUGUGGCUAUACAUUGGGAUCAACACCUUUGACUACCUGGGCAGCAUCCUGAGCUAUGUGGUCAUUGCCAUUCCCAUCUUCUCUGGGGUCUAUGGUGACCUGAGUCCGACAGAGCUCAGCGCCCUCGUCAGCAAGAAUGCCUUUGUUUCCAUCUACCUCAUCGGCUGCUUCAGCCAGCUCAUAGAUCUCUCCAGCACUUUGACGGAUGUAGCUGGCUACACGCACAGGAUUGGUGAACUGCAGGAGACCUUGCUGAGCCUUGCCAGAAGAAAAAAUGAUAACUACUCAGAAGCCAAAGCCAGCUGGGAUUUGGACGGCAGCCAUUCUGGGGAGGACCCAGUGCCAAAGGAGACAGCUUUCCUUCUGGAGCGAGUGACGCUCUCUGUACCAUCCUCUGGCAAGCUGCUCAUCAAGGACUUGAGCCUCAGGAUCUCACAAGGAAACAGUGUGAUGAUUGUGGGGAACACUGGCACAGGGAAGACAUCUCUCCUGAGGGUCCUUGGCGGACUCUGGGAGAGCACGCGGGGGAGCAUCAAGAUGCUGACCUGUUUUGGCCCCCGUGGAGUGGUGUUCCUGCCGCAGCGGCCCUUCUUCACUGACGGAAGCCUGCGUGAGCAGGUAAUCUAUCCUCUGAAGGAGAUCUAUCCAGUUUCAGGGUCUGCAGAUGAUGAGAGAAUUGUGCGAUUCCUAGAGUUGGCUGGGCUGACUGAUUUGCUGGAGAGGGCUGGAGGACUGGACGAGCAGGUGGACUGGAACUGGUAUGACAUCCUGUCCCCAGGGGAGAUGCAGAGGCUCUCGUUUGCACGGCUCUUCUACCUCCAGCCAAAAUACGCGGUGCUAGAUGAAGCCACCAGCGCCCUGACAGAAGAGGUGGAGCAUGAACUGUACCGUGUGUGCCUUCAGCUGGGUAUGACGCUGAUCAGCGUGGGACACAGGGCCAGCCUGGAAAAGUUCCACAGUUGGAUUUUGAAACUUCAUGGGGAGGGAAGAUGGGAGCUCACUCGAUGCGAGAAGAUGAAGCGCCUCCCAGCUGGGGAAGGAUGCUGA
Fulmarus glacialis (Northern fulmar) is the source of this 1725-nucleotide messenger RNA. RefSeq names its product ATP-binding cassette, sub-family D (ALD), member 4 (gene ABCD4). Gene Ontology annotation, molecular function: ABC-type transporter activity; ATP hydrolysis activity; long-chain fatty acid transmembrane transporter activity. The transcript has 18 exons. Gene Ontology annotation, cellular component: peroxisomal membrane. Bases 1 to 1725 code for a protein of 574 amino acids. The record is from RefSeq and is a predicted model, not a curated record. NCBI's taxonomy places the organism in Eukaryota, Metazoa, Chordata, Aves, Procellariiformes, Procellariidae. Gene Ontology annotation, biological process: peroxisome organization; long-chain fatty acid import into peroxisome; very long-chain fatty acid catabolic process.